This is a messenger RNA of Paramecium primaurelia, 2122 nucleotides long. The record is from the annotation of a GenBank genome assembly. Lineage: Eukaryota; Ciliophora; Oligohymenophorea; Peniculida; Parameciidae.
AUGCCCUCAAUUCUUAAAUUCUAAACUGAACCUAGUACCCAUAUUAGUCAUUCAAUAAAAGAUUUAGAUAAUACAAAAAAUUAUGAUUAAAUAAUAGAAUAAAACUCAAAAUCCUAUUUGAUUGGCAAUCAUUACUUUCAACCUACACAUAAAGUAAUAAAUGGUUAAAAACCAAAAUUGUUCAUUAACUAAAAAUCGAUUCAUUAAAAUCAAAGCUUUCGAGACCUCUCUUAUGUUGAAUCAUCUGGAAGUCCGUAUUCACAAAGAGAAGAUAAACUAGAUGAUGGUCUUACAAAUUUAAGAGGAAGAAAAAAAUCAUUAAAACCUCAAUUAUCGCCUUAUCUGAUUAAUAAAUAAUCACAUUCAUCAAAUAAUAAUCUAUAAAGUUAAAGAAAAAUCUUAGAAAAUGUACUUGAUGAUAGUGGAUAUUAUGUUAAUAAAUAAAAAAACCAAGAUUAAUCGCCUCAGUACUAACUUGCUAAAAAUGGAUAUUUGCAUAAUUUUCAGCAAGUCAAAAAUCUAAAGCCUUUAGCCUAAUUUAAAAAAGAAAAAUCUGUUAAGGAUAUUUAAAAGCCUAUGUAAAAAUAAAAUGAACAAAUAUUGUCUCCAAUAUCACCUGAGAAUGGCUUUACAUAUCCUGAAAAAAAAACAUUUGUUAGACCAAAUAAAGAAAAAAUUAAUAAUAAAUAAUUUUAAAGAAAAAAAUCCAUAAAUUUACAAUAAAAUUAAAAUUAUGAAGAUACAAUUCAUAGAAAAAUGAAGUGUUUUUAAAGGAACAUUUUUUAAAAUUAAUGCAUACAUAUGAUAUAUGUUAGACCUUCAGCAAUUAGAAUCUAAAGGUAUCUUAUUAAAGAUGCAAAAAAUGAGGAAGUAUUGAAAAAAUGUUUGAGUUAUAGAUGGUGGUGGUAAGAAUCUAACAAUUAAGAUGAAGAUAUUGAGUUCUUUUGGUAUUCUUAGGCUUCCGUAUCUUUUUUAAGUAAAUAAGCAUAAAGACAUAUAAGUGAUAAAAUAGAAUUUCAACCAUUUGAAUAAAUAGUAAAAAAAUCUGAAGGAGUUGAGGAUUAGAUGAAAUAUGCUAUUGAAAAUAAACUUGGUUUAUUAUCACCCUUAAUUAAAGUACAUAAUCAUAUUGAUAUUUCCUAUCCAUUAUGGACCAAAAAAAAUUUAAUUUGUUCAAUAAUUAAAUAUUGUCAAUUAACAAGAUAAUAUGUUGAAAAUUUUAUUCCUCUAUCUAUGGUUGUUGAUUAUUUAGGUGAGAAUCUACUUUAUGAAUUCUUAAAGAAUUUCAAGACAUCAACUGAUAUUUGGAUUUUAAGGAAGAGUGAUUUAUAGGAGGAUGAUAAAAUUAUGAUAUGUAAAAAUACAGAAAGUGUUUUUAAUUAUCUUAAUGAAUAAUUUAAGAUGCCAAAUAGAAAUUAAUAGAGUUUUAUAGUUUAAUAAUAUAUUCGUUCAAUUGAAUUUUAAGAAAUUAAAUUAGAUUUAUGUUAUUAUUUAUUGAUUACUCAAAUAAAUGGAAUUGUAAGAGGUUAUUUGUUUUAAUAAUUUUAUGGCUAAAAAUCAGAAAUAAUAUUUUCUGAUUUUAACAAUGAUUCACAUAUUGUAUUUAUAGAAAAUUCAAAUUAGAAAAUAAUUAAUCAAUAUAUUUCAAUGAAGAAUAUUUUAAAACUUUUAAAUAAUUAUAAUUUUGAUUAUGACUCUACUAUUUAUCCAUAAAUAAAACAAAUAUUAUAAGAAUAUCUGAAAUCUAUAUUUAUUUAGAUGCCAGUUAAAGAUCAUAAUUUUGAGGUAUUAAAAUAAUCACAUUAAUUAGUUGCUUAAAGUUGUUAUGAUAAUUGAUAAUUAAGGUAAACCUUGUUUGAUUAAUAUAAAACCAAAUCCAAUAUUAGACUAAGAUAUGGAUUUCAUAUAAUAAUUAAUAGAUAAUGUUUUUCAAAUUGGAUUAGAUGUAUUAUUUCCAUCUCCUUCUAUAUGGCCAAAAGAGAAAAAACGAUUGAUUGAAAAUUAUUGGGAGACUAACUAUUUCGAAUAAGUUUUCGAUUCAAGAAUAGAUGGAUAAGGAUUAAAAUCAUUAUUUGAAGAAAAAAUAUAUGAAAAUAAUAAUUAUAAUGAUGAUGAAUUGUGA